AACAGGAAGCCCUGAAGGGUCAAAAGGAAUACAAAAGCAAAGACUAUUUUCUUUCUUUCUUCUCUCUCUCUCUUUUUUUUUCUUGUUCUUGUUCUUCUUCUUCCUCUUCUUCUUCUUCUUCUUUUUUUUUUUAAGUGUGAGCGACCUUUGAGGUGGCGGUUUGGGGUGGGCGCCACCGAGGGGAGGGAGUCUCGCCUCCCGCGCGCUGGUAGGUGAGUGCGGCCUGGGUCCUGGCCAGGCGGCGAAACCUGGACCUAUUCGCCGAGGAGAUGGCCUAUCACUUCCCUGCUGUACAGCCUGGACUCCAUCACUAAAGCUCUUUGGGUACCUGAGAUUCUCAUCUGAAUUUCUUGGAAGCGAGAGCAGACUGAUUGUUCCAGUAUGGAUGGAGGGGAUGAUGGUAACCUUGUCAUCAAAAAGAGGUUUGUAUCUGAGGCAGAACUAGAUGAACGGCGCAAAAGGAGGCAAGAAGAAUGGGAGAAAGUUCGAAAACCUGAAGAUCCAGAAGAGUGUCCAGAGGAGGUUUAUGACCCUCGGUCUCUGUAUGAAAGGCUACAGGAGCAGAAAGACAGGAAGCAGCAGGAGUAUGAGGAGCAGUUCAAAUUCAAAAACAUGGUAAGAGGUUUAGAUGAAGAUGAGACCAACUUCCUUGAUGAGGUUUCUCGGCAGCAGGAACUUAUAGAAAAGCAACGAAGAGAAGAAGAACUGAAAGAAUUGAAGGAAUACAGAAGCAAUCUCAACAAGGUUGGAAUUUCUGCAGAAAACAAGAAGGAGGUGGAGAAGAAAUUGACGGUGAAACCCAUAGAAACCAAGAACAAGUUCUCCCAGGCAAAACUGUUGGCAGGAGCUGUGAAGCAUAAGAGCGCAGAAAGUGGCAACAGUGUGAAAAGACUGAAACCAGACCCUGACCCAGAUGACAAGAAUCAAGAGGCUCCGUCCUGCGUGUCUCUUGGAAGCUCCUCCUUGAGCGGCCCCUCCAUCCACUGCCCUUCCGCUGCUGUCUGCAUCGGCAUCCUCCCAGGCUUGGGUGCCUACUCUGGGAGCAGCGACUCUGAGUCCAGCUCGGACAGCGAGGGCACAAUCAACGCUACUGGGAAGAUUGUCUCCUCUAUCUUCCGAACCAACACCUUCCUUGAGGCGCCCUAGCUCCUGCCCCCUACCACAGGGAGCUCCUCCCCAGAGUGGUCAGUCCGUCCGUUCUGCCUACGGGCGUUACCUCCCUCAAAAAACUCCUUUGUCUAUUUCCUGUGCACACCGUGACAUUUUUAACCUAAUCUGAAAAUGUGCCAGAAUCCACUUGUGACCCAAACUGCUUGGUUUCUCCUUCCACCUCAGUGCAGGUGACCCACUGUCCUGCUGCCUUUCUUCUGAUGUACUGGGGCAGGGCCAGUCCAUGCAGAGGUCCCACUGACAGUGUCCUGGCUUGCAGAGGGUUUUACUGCUUUCCCAGUUUUUCUUUGUCCUUUCCCAGUAGCACAAGGAAGCAAGGGCGGUUAUGGGACAGGUGCCGUCUGUCUAAAACUUAGUGUAGAGGAAUGUGUUGUUUGGUUCUGCCUCACUGGGGAGCAUGGAGGGGAAGAGAGCUGGCCAGGGUGGAGCGGAGCACCUCCCUGGAACUAACCCACCUUGAUGUUAUGUGUGACGAAGUAAAGAUUAUAAACCGGAUCUGCAGGGGACAUCACUACACACCCGGCCUUCGUCUGAGGUUCUUCCUUACUCUUGCCUCUUCCUCUCUGCUCCAUCCAAUCUGAGUCAUGGAGGAAGGGAAGGAAAGCCUCCAUCUUCUACUCAGACCUUUUCUCUGCCUGGCAAAUUAUUUUGUUUUUGUUUUGAAAUAAAGGUUUUAGUUUAAGAUUCUAAACCUUAGACAAACAUGYAUAGGCCUUAUUUAAUCAUGGCCAGAAACCAGACUGCUCGUAGGUUAUAAUGAGAUGACUUAUCUCUAGCAGCUCCUGGGGUCUUAAUAUUGCCAAGUAUUGGGACACGCCUGCCUAGUGUGACAUCCUCCACUCCACAGAGGCCCUUCUCUGUUUGAUGCAUUUAUUGUAGUUGUGGCUUUUAACUGUUGAAGCUAUUUCUAGCCUCAAGGUGCUGGGUUAGUGCUUUUCCUUUAUUCUUUGCCUGACUGCUCUUUAAGCAGCCAAGAACCAGAGAGACUGUGCCCCCUCUUUCUCUCCUGGCAGGAGAGGGGCUCAGCUGAGGGAUGGAGGGAAGGGGAGAGAGGGCGGGAAGCCUGAAGGACCUUGCGCUCCUCCGCCUGCACGGUCUUCCUUCCCUUGGGCUCCUGCCUUGGUUGUUGCUGCUUCCCUGGGUGUGAGACGGUGAGACACAGAACGUGUUGGCACACGGGUGCCAGCAGGCAGAGGAGCUACUCGGUUUUAACGUGGGCAAGAGGCCCCUGGAUCUCGUCCAACCCACUUUCCCGCUUCCAGCGCCGCAGUGCUCUGGUGCCCAUMGGCAGAUGGCGGCUUCCCUCUGCCCGUAACUGACGCCUUAUAAAUUCUGCCUCCUUUUCAGGACCUCUCGGUGCUAAUUGUUCCUGACUGUGAGAACGGUGCGUCAGCUCCAUCCUAACAAACAAGACACUUAGAUAAAACUGUGUAGGCACCUCUGCCUCGGCUUCAUUGUUCCUGCGACUGUGCUGCUGUUAUCACAGCAUGUACUUGAUGCACCCUCACAUCGUUUCAGGAGGCAGGCCGGGGAAUCACAGUCACUCUCUUUAUGUGGUUUGACUUCAGAGGCCAUUACUAUACCUCUUGGCCUCUGUUGAUGUUGGAAGAAGUCAACAAAGGGUCGCGGGAUUGAAAUUGUACUUCAGAGCCAGUAAACCUGUCAGAAUGA
Messenger RNA from Urocitellus parryii (Arctic ground squirrel), 2841 nucleotides. Lineage: Eukaryota; Metazoa; Chordata; Mammalia; Rodentia; Sciuridae. The record is from RefSeq and is a predicted model, not a curated record.